Leishmania braziliensis MHOM/BR/75/M2904 is the source of this 1257-nucleotide messenger RNA. RefSeq lists its product as hypothetical. The transcript has a single exon. The record is from RefSeq and is a predicted model, not a curated record. NCBI's taxonomy places the organism in Eukaryota, Euglenozoa, Kinetoplastea, Trypanosomatida, Trypanosomatidae. Bases 1 to 1257 code for a protein of 418 amino acids.
AUGUCGGGCAAGCUCCAGCGGGAGAGCCUUAAUGGGAGCGAGAUGGGAAACAAGCAGCCGAGCGGGCAAGGCAAACCUGAUGACACCAACGCGAGCCUAGCAUUUUUGCGGACUGACGAGAAGGCACUGGAGGAGGCGCCCGGAGUGGACCUGCGGGCGGUGCCAACAGAGAACUCCGGUAGGAAAGUCAUGAUCGCUUGGAUCAUCUUCUCGUUGGGGAGCUUCGGCUUCAUGCUAGUGGCGUCAUGCCCGGUGCCGUGGCUGAGAGACCGCCAGGGAGGCAAGUGGACCCUCUGGAGGGAUGUAAAUGGAACUCCCUGGCGCAUGAUCGAGUGUGACCAUAGGCGCCAGAUGUUCCAGGCGAUGGAAGCGUUCACGAUCCUUGGAUGUCUGCUGAGCCUUGCUAGCCUCCUCGCCGGUAUACUGCAGAUAAAAGGCCGUGGUCACCUUGGCGUGACGAUACUGCUCGGCUCCUUGACAGUGUUGGUGGCGCUGGCGGACUGGGCGCUCCUUGUGAACGAGUACUACAAGUACAGCUGCCUCGGCCAGAUAGCAUACGCGGCGGGCGUCAAUCGCCUCAACGCCGGCUUCAUACUUGUCCUCUUUUCCUUUCUGCUGAUGCUCUUCGGCGUUAUCACGCUGGGACGCUGGAUGAAUACAACCUUCAGCCUGUCGGAGGUGCAGUGCGCCAAGUAUAGCAGCCCUGCCCUCACUAGCGCCUUUAUUAGCGGCUGCGUGCUGAUGAUCGCGACUGUAGGGACGACACAAACCAUGUGGGUGCAUUACGACACGACGACAUCGCUGAAGAUUAAUUACUGGAACAUCGAGAUCUACCACCGCAACGUGAGCCUGUCGGAGAUCUGGCCGCUGAGCUCGUACCAUUGCACACAGUUCACUUUGCGGAUGCUCAUUAGUGCCACCUUUUCCAUCAUCAGUGACGUGCUCCUCCUCUUCACAUUUCUGUUCACCGUUGCAGCCGUGUACAAACACCCGUGCAAGUGGAUCGCGGUCGUCCUCGGUGUUACCUCAUGGGUUUUCCUACUGGUGUGCUGGGCGAUCGCGAUCUCCGUGCGCCACACGACACUCUGCACGUCGGGCGUGGUGCCGCCAAGCACUGCCAUCUACGGUGCCCCGCUCGACACCGUCGAGCAGCAGGUGAGCUUCAAGGGCUUCGUGAUCACAGACGGCCUGGGCAUGAUCAUCUCGGCCUGGUGCUUCACGACGGCGAACGUCAUCUACCUUGCAGUCAAGGGUUAA